This is a messenger RNA of Neoarius graeffei (lesser salmon catfish), 1656 nucleotides long. RefSeq lists its product as uncharacterized. Gene Ontology annotation, biological process: regulation of apoptotic process; signal transduction. The record is from RefSeq and is a predicted model, not a curated record. The coding region runs from base 425 to 1114 and encodes 229 amino acids. The transcript has 5 exons. Lineage: Eukaryota; Metazoa; Chordata; Actinopteri; Siluriformes; Ariidae. Gene Ontology annotation, molecular function: protein binding.
GAAAAACACAGACCGGGAAAGAAACACUGCAGUGACUUCAGUAGCGAUUCGAUCUAUAGAUUCAGUGUAGAAAACUCUGUAUUAAACAAUAACACACACAUAGUGAGUGUGUAAACAUUACAUACAGGACAGGGCCAUGAAGUGAUGAGCUGAAAGAGACUGAAGACUCCACAAACAGCUUUAUGCAGGGAGACGAUCUCGGGGCAUCUCCGAAAGCACAACACUUUGAACCUUGAGGUGGAUGUGCUACAGCUGCAGAAGGCCAUGUUGGGUUUCACUUGGAUUGUACAAACUUCACCUGGUCUUCUCCAGUUUUCAGCUGUACAGUUCGGGUGAACCUGUGCUACUGUAGCCUCAUGUUCCUGUUCCUAGCUGACAGGAGUGGAACCUAAUGAGGAACUUUAGGAGGAUAAUUUAGGAAAGAAUGGCUGAAGAGCCAACAGAUGGUGCUAUGUUCAUACAGAAGUUUAAACCAACGCUGAUAGAUGCUCUGUGUGGAGAUCCUGACUUUCUGCUCCAGCACUGCCAUUCAUCCCGCUUACUGACCCAGAAGGAAUAUGACCAUGUCAAAGCCUCAUCAGACCCGUUUGAGAAAACUCGAGACAUCCUGGAUUACGUGAUGAGAAAAGACAGAAACCGUGUUAAUAUAUUUCUGAGACUUUUAAAGGAAAAAGGGAUACAGGAGGCAUUUCCUAAACUCAAUGAGCCGCCUCUGAGCAACAUAGGAAAGAAAAGGAAGAAAAUCGAAGAAAAGCAACCCGAAGAUGACGUUCCCAAAGUCAAAAAAAACGUUCUUGCCGUCUCAGUGACGUGGCUGUCUUUCCCACCAGGCAGUAGGAUGGUGACGGAGAAGCAGCUCAUGAUGGUGGCUCGCAAAAUUGGCUCUAAUUGGAAGCAGGUGGCCAGAGAGGUGCUGGAGAUCCCCAAUGUCGACCUGGACAAGAUCGUCGAGGAUAACCCAAACAGCCACACAGAGCGAGUCUUCAACAUGCUGUAUCUCUGGAGCACGAAAGAGAGAGAGAAAGCCUCGGCCAUUCGCCUGCAUUCGCUCCUCACGCAGGAGGAGUUCGGCAUCAGGCCUGGGACCAUCGACUUCCUGCUGGAGGAGAGCUAGACCUAGCAUUAAUAAGCACCUGUUAAUAUUAUAUCAUAGCAGGGGGUCUCAAAGGGGCUACACAGACAGAUUUGCUUCCUUUAUUUUAUUAUAUUUUAUUUGUUGGAUAUAAAUCCACAAUUCAAUCACUGUCACAUGCACAAGCAUUUGUGCAUUUUAUUCUGUUUUCACUACUUGACAUGUUCUCACAUGACAAAAUGUCAAAAAAAAAAGUGUGUAUUUUUAAAAUGUAGUUAAAUACAGCCUUCUGAUCCAUUCCAGAAGUGAUUCAUGGUGCAGAUGGAUCUCUCGGGAACAGAUCUUAGUUUUUCCGUAAAAUGUGCACAUCUACAAAAAUGUUUUGUAUAGUUUUUUUUUUAAUCAAGUUCUGUGCUUUGUAUGUUUUGUAUCUCUUAUAACAUUUGUACUUUUGUACUGGUUGCAAAAUACAUUAUAGAGAAAAUCUUGCUCUCAAUGAGUUGUAUAGAGUUAAUUCUUCUUUUUGAAACAAAGAAAUCAUACAGGAUGAUAUUUGGGAUUAAAUUCAGCAUGUCAACAGAGUA